This is a messenger RNA of Episyrphus balteatus (marmalade hoverfly), 813 nucleotides long. Its product is annotated as dynein regulatory complex protein 8. Bases 116 to 625 code for a protein of 169 amino acids. Lineage: Eukaryota; Metazoa; Arthropoda; Insecta; Diptera; Syrphidae. The record is from RefSeq and is a predicted model, not a curated record. Gene Ontology annotation, molecular function: calcium ion binding. The transcript is spliced from 5 exons.
CAAAAUAAACAUAAUCAUUGGAGUAUGUAACUACAUAGUUACCAAAUUUACAUAAUUUUGUUUUGUCGAUUUGAAAAAGGAAAACAUUUUCUUUUGCAAAAUAGUUUUCUUCAAAAUGGAAUUUGAAAAUCCUGUCAUAAUAUCAAAUGAUCUGGAAAAGAGAAUCGCUGAGGCAUUUUCUAUGUUCGAUCACAUUGGCAACAAAACAGUAGACGUUCGUGAAGUUGGAACCAUUCUGAGAUUUCUUGGAUGCACACCAACGGAACAAGAUAUAAAUGAAAUAAUCUCUGCAACAGAGUUUGAAGAUACUCGAGGAACAAUACAUUUGUCUCGUUUUCUGCCUCAUGUUUGUCAUCUUUUAACCGAAAGAAAAAUGGAACCAGCUUCGCCAGAAAAACUUUUAGAAGCUUUUAAAGUCUUAGAUCCUGAUGGUAAAGGUUUUUUAACAAAAGAGUUUAUGAGCAAAAUUAUGAUGGAAGAGGGUGAACCUUUCACUCAAGAAGAACUCGAUGAAAUGAUGGCUAUAGCUGUAGAUGCCCAAACUGGAAAUAUAUCUUAUGAAUAUUAUUUGAAUCAGUUGAUGUGUAAAACAAAAGAAUCAAUCUAUGAACUUACUACAAAUUGAGCCAUAAUUCACAGAGCACAUAUCUAUAAAAAUCUUUUAAAUCACAGAGCACAAGUCUUUUAGAAAAUGUAUUUUAUAUACAAAAAUAAAUUUAAAUAAAAUGUAUUGCUUUUUUUUAGGUUUAUCUAUAAAAAAAAUCUGGUUUUGAAAUAAAAAGACGAAUAAAGGAAUAAAUAUCAAACAUAGAA